UCUUCCGUACCUUCCUCCCAGUGACGUCCCUGGAUGGUUCUUGUAUUCCCGUCGGAGCCCAUAUAUAUAUAUGGGUUCCGGUGUAAUGGUCACUUCUGGUCCUCCCCUGUGCCGUUUCCCUCCAUGUUAGUGUUUGUUAACCUACAAAUCUGCACUCUUUCUAAGUAAGUUAGAUAGCAAAGCUCCGUUCAAGCUUUUCAUCCGUCACAGUCCGCUAUCCGUGCAGGUAAUAGGUAUAGGUAAGGACCUUGAAGCAUGGCCAAGCAUCAUCCUGAUUUAAUUAUGUGCCGGAAGCAGCCGGGAAUUGCCAUUGGACGACUUUGUGAGAAAUGUGAUGGGAAAUGUGUAAUAUGCGACUCCUACGUGCGUCCUUGUACACUUGUGCGAGUUUGUGAUGAGUGCAAUUAUGGAUCCUUCCAAGGUCGGUGUGUUAUUUGUGGAGGAGUGGGUAUUUCUGAUGCCUACUAUUGCAAAGAAUGCACACAGCAAGAGAAAGAUAGGGAUGGAUGUCCCAAAAUUGUUAAUUUAGGGAGUGCCAAAACAGAUCUGUUCUACGAACGCAAGAAAUAUGGUUUUAAGAAAAGAUGAUGAGCCAUGCCAUGGGCUGUGCUUCUUGUGUGCCAUUGUUUUCUAGACAAGAAGACACCCAAUUUAAACUGUUGUAACAAUCUCUUGAGGGUUUGAGUUUAUAUUUACUGAAGUUAUGAUGAACUGCUAUUGAUUAGAACUUACUUAUAAUGUUGAACAUGGUUGUUUACCUGAACUGACACUAUUGCUUAUAAUCUAAUGUGCUUGCUUAUAUAA
Messenger RNA from Hevea brasiliensis (rubber tree), 804 nucleotides. Its product is annotated as PHD finger-like domain-containing protein 5A. The coding region runs from base 256 to 588 and encodes 110 amino acids. Gene Ontology annotation, cellular component: U2 snRNP; U12-type spliceosomal complex; precatalytic spliceosome. Gene Ontology annotation, biological process: mRNA splicing, via spliceosome. Lineage: Eukaryota; Viridiplantae; Streptophyta; Magnoliopsida; Malpighiales; Euphorbiaceae. The transcript has 2 exons. The record is from RefSeq and is a predicted model, not a curated record.